Exophiala xenobiotica is the source of this 768-nucleotide messenger RNA. RefSeq lists its product as uncharacterized. Bases 140 to 616 code for a protein of 158 amino acids. The transcript is spliced from 2 exons. The record is from RefSeq and is a predicted model, not a curated record. NCBI's taxonomy places the organism in Eukaryota, Fungi, Ascomycota, Eurotiomycetes, Chaetothyriales, Herpotrichiellaceae.
CUGCAGUCAGUCAAGGCCUCCCAAUACUCCUUAGAGAUCUAAUGAAAGUCCUGAAAUCAUUGGGAGGUAGGUCAACCUGUGACAAUAGACAGUCAAAGAUACAUCACUUCUUCGACAGAGACGCGACACUGCCUUCAAAAUGCCCUACUCCGCCCUUCCUGCCUGGCCGCUGAUUCUCUUUGGCGUCCUCGAGCCUGUUGCGCUAGUCUGGGGCUACGUGACGGCCUUGCGAACCCCGGAACAGUACUACGCUGAUCAGACGCCCAAUGCUGAGCUGGCCAAGCUUGUUUUCACACCUCAAGCACUCUCCUUGACAUUGCAGCUGGGCAACGUUCUCCUAUUGCUAGCGGCAGUGGCCAUCAUCUGCUGUUGGACCACGCAUGCCGAGGUCGCCCGAAGAUAUUUGAUUGCUGUUGCGCUUGCGGAUCUGGGUCAUAUCUACGCUGCGUACCGUGGACUCGGGGACACCGUCUUUUGGGACGUGACACAGUGGAAUGAGAUGGCGUAUGGAAAUAUUGGAGCAAGUGCGUUUCUGCAUAUAAACAGGUGGAUGACAGUGGCGGGACUCUUUGGGAGACUCGGUGUGCAUGGUGAUAAGAGCAAGAAGAACAGAUAAGGGACAAGCCCUUGCACCGAAGCAAGUUCCGCAUAAUUUUUGGGUAUUUGGCCUUCCUACUUGAGCCUCCGCGGGCGGAAAAGCUGGCUUGUACAGACUCUUGUGCUCGUAGCGGCUACGGGCCAUCAUUGUGCAGCGUGCACAUAUCACAU